AUGUCGGAUGAAAGAAUAGAUAGGAAGAUAGAUACGAAUUUGAGGUUGGACAUUUUAUUUACUGGCAAACGAGAAGAACUAAGAACAGGUUUAGUGGCUAUAGAAACAAAAUUGGGUUGGACUUUGAUGGGUAAAGUACCUCAAUCCGAACAUCAGCACAAUGUAAAUAUGACUAUAGUUUCUAUGUUAUCUCAAGAAGACCUGCCUAUUUCAUCGUUGUGGGACUUAGAAUUAUUGGGUAUCCGAGAUCCUGUUGAACAAAAAACUAAAGAAGAGUCAAGAAGAGCUAUUAUGGUUCAUUUCCAAGAAACAGUUCGUCAAUUAGAAAAUGGUAGAUACGAGGUUGAUAUGCCUUGGAAGAUUGAGCAUGCAGUCUUACCUGACAAUUAUGACCUAUCUUUGAAAAGACUCGAAUCUACUACGAAGAAGUUGGAAAAAAUCGGAUAUCGUGAAAGAUGGUUAGGUGUGAUGAAGGAAUCCAAUUUAAGUAUCCAUACUUUUGUCGAUGCCAGCAAGACAGCUUAUGCGGCAUGCAUUUUCUUAAGAAGUGAAUCCAGUAUGGGUUCAGUGACUGUUCAAUUACUUCAAGCCAAAUCACGAAUAACUCCAACGAAGACUAUUACUAUACCACGACUUGAACUAAUGGCUGCUACCAUAGGUGCUAGGCUGUUUAGUUCUGUGAAGCAAGCUCUAAAACUUCCCAACAUCAAGACUUACUUUUGGACAGAUUCUUCCACAGUUCUUGUGUGGAUAACUCGUCGAGAACAGUGGUCGGUAUUCGUUACAAACAGAAUAAGUGAAAUUAGAAAAUUGACAAUUUCGGAAGAUUGGUUCCAUAUUUCAACUGACCAGAAUCCAGCAGACAUUUUGUCAAGAGGUUGUGGACCUAGGCAACUUCAGAAACGCAAGUGGUGGCAAGGGCCAGCCUGGUUGAAGAAUCCGAAGGAGCAGUGGCCAAAGUCAGCUGUAAAUAUUAACGAAAAAGAAGUAGAGAUAGAGAAACGAAAGUCAGUCAUCUCUGCUAAAAAUGUUCCUUCUGAUAUUUUACCAGUGCUAGUUUAUGUUUCAGGUUAUGUUUCCAUGAAAGAAUUAAGGGUGGUAAAAUGCAGUAUUUGCCAGGACUGGUUGCAAAGUGUUCAUUCGGUAGAUAUAGCAGAUGAUAUUUUUGGUUUUCUUAAAGAAUUAGAUAGGGGGAAAUUAACUUUACCAUCUGAAAUGGAUUUGGAACAACAGUUUGAAAACGAGUCUAUGCCUAUCAACGCGGAUGUACUGGAGAUUGCGGAUUCUGAGUGCAAUUAUAAACAACGCCAUGAGAACCCCCACAGAAACACCCGUCUCUCAGAACGCUAA
Stegodyphus dumicola is the source of this 1350-nucleotide messenger RNA. RefSeq lists its product as uncharacterized. Lineage: Eukaryota; Metazoa; Arthropoda; Arachnida; Araneae; Eresidae. The record is from RefSeq and is a predicted model, not a curated record.